Molecule: messenger RNA, 327 nt
Organism: Saprolegnia diclina VS20
Lineage: Eukaryota; Oomycota; Saprolegniomycetes; Saprolegniales; Saprolegniaceae
Exons: 1
Coding region: 6-296 (96 amino acids)
Source: RefSeq, a predicted model, not a curated record
CAAGUAUGGCCACCACCGCCAUGUCCAGUCCAAUGCACGUCAAGGUCCAUUGGGACGCGGUCGACCAAAGCAGUCUUCUCUACGCGUACUUGGCCGACAUCUUCUACGAUGACGGGACGGGCGAGAUGGACCCCGACGACGUCCGACAGUUUGUGCACGAGCUCGUCGACCACGCCCACCAAGAAGGCGACGCGAUCGCACCGUUCAAAAUCGACGACGUCAUUGCAAGCCUCGAAGACCCAAGAAGCCACCGCGUGCGCUUGCAGUCGCUCGUCCACGUCUUGCAGACUUCGUAAGCACCCUCUUGUAGAUUGUAUUUAUCCUGGU